AUGGAGUCCGUUCGCCAGUCUUGUCGCCCAAAGCAUCAGGUAUUGACCCUGAAAUGCUAUCCAAAAUAUCAGAAAGGUGUGGCGGAAGUCAGGCCGAACCCGAGUGAACUCUCGUACUUGCUGUACUAUGCCAGCACGCGCCGCAGCAAAUUGACCAAGGUUGGCGCUUUCCUGGAGAAAAGGGUCGCUCGGGAUGUUUGGAGACGCAGAAUUGGAAAUGUCCAAGUGGCACUUCACAUUCUUGCGGCGCUUAUCGACAAAGUCCCCCGCGAUCUCCCGAUCUACGCUCGAUCCGUCAUGACCGUCGUCGAUACCGUCUUGCGGUCGAAUGAUAUUACAAUGGUGGAGGAAUCGAUUGUUCCGUUCGAGGUAUUCUGCCGGCAUCAGGACAUCGCGGCCAUCGCGGCAGACCAAGACCUGGCGCACCAAUACAGGGAAGUUGUGCGAACUUAUGCCAGCUUCGCCGACCCAGCCUUUGUAGCAAAUUCUACCGCCAGGUUCAGCCCUCAAGUUGCGAUUCGGUGGAGAAAUGCAGGCUUGCGGGCCAUCAAAGGCGUGGUCAGCUCAGAGAGCUUGGCAGCCGAUGGAGGAACGUCACUGAAGCUCUGCCUGCCUGUUAUCCUUGAAAACUUGUACUCCAGUGAUGAAGAUCUUCUCACGACAUUGAAGGCCAAGCUUCACGAAUCGGACCCGAGCGAUGGGCCCAAGCCGCGUCGCAUGAGUGUCAACACAGUUCAUACGGUGGAUACAGCAAACGGUGAUCCUGAGCUAGCAGCCCAAUCAGCAGAGAAUGCUGAUCGGAAGGCGGAAAUGGAAGCACGGCUCAUGGCUUUGCGUUGUCUCGAGCAAAUCAUUGUGUCUGGUAGCAAUCGUGGUCAGAUCCGGAUUGCGGUCACAGUCAUUCUGCGUUUCAUUUCCAGCAAGGGCUUCCCGCAGAGCGAGAAGCAUGGCCAGAUGAUCGAGGGCAAAAGUGGCAACUGGGCAACAUCACUGAUUGAAAUGAUUGCAAACUGGUGUCCGGUGCAAGUUCGAUUCAUCAUUCUGAUCACAGCCAUGGAGAUCCUACAUGACACAAGCCCUAAGGAGGAAGCGCUGGAGUCAUCGUUCACUAUUCUCUCCGUGGUUGACUGGCUUCUGAAAUCCUCUGUGAACAUGAUCGGACUCAGUGUCAUGGACAUUCUAUUUGGGCUUAUGCAUUACGCUUCCGAUAUCUUGUCUCCCCCGGAUCGCUCUGGGAUAGCUGAUCCAGAGAAGAAGCUCAAUUCAUUGGCAAAUGUCGUGGCAAUCUCACCCCGACGACAAGAUCUUCUCACGCUAUUAGAGCAGUGCAUUGGAGACCUUGCCACGCACAUCUACUACGGAGAGCAAGUCGCGGAUAUGAUGCGUGCGAUUUUGAAGCGGUUCAAGCCUACUCUUCAUCAUGACAGCUCCGCGCCAUCAACACUAGCUACAGUGCACGAAGCUGGAGUGGCACACAUAGACUCAGGAUCUUCCUCGGAGACAAAUGGAGAAAAGGCAAACGCGGAACUCUUCUCGCAUGCCGCCGCCAAGCUGACUGCCCUUCGAGCUGUAAAGGCUAUCUUGAUCGUGACACAUUCAAAGACACCAGCUACCAUGUCCGGAGCAGAAUCCAGACACCCUGUGGGGAUUCAUGUAUGGGAGGGCACUCAAGGACUUGUUCGUGACGCAGACCAUGAUGUUCGCUACGCUUACACGGAUGCUUUCCUGAUGUGGUUGAACUUUGAGACCAACAAGAACGAUUUGAAGGCCCAAAUCGACGUGCCUAAAUACAUCAAGACAUCCUCGAAGCGAGACUCCGAGCAGGGGGACAAGCCCAAUUGGCGAAACACAUCGGCCCCUGGGAACCAGAGGGAAUCGGUGGCUCUGGCAGCCCAGUCUAACUUCCUUCGUCUUAUUCACCUCUCUAUCUACGACUCUGCACUUGAAUCCUCCACCAACGAGGCCGAGGUUCUCCUGCUGCACCUGCUUCUCACAAGUCUUGUUGAGAACCUAGGGGUGAAUGCUGCUCAGUUCGGACUUCCCAUGGUCCUCAAACUGCAAGAUGAUCUUUUCACGUCAAUAGAACUCAGUUCCUUUGCAGGUCGCGUGAACAUUGGGAGCUUGAUUCACGGUUAUCUCCUCGCACUUUCAAAGAAAUUCAAUAUGGAGUCUUCUCCGAUAGGUCUUGAAAUUACCAACGAAGUUCAACACCGCCAGAGUCAGGGAUAUUGGUUCUCCAAAAUCCGUUUGCCAGCGACUACCCUCGAGGGCAUUGCCUUUGAUGGCGAACAGAAGUCGGAUAAUGACACCUCGCCACCACCAUUGUCCCCCUUCCGCAAUGUUGAUGGGCUUGUAUACUUGAUUGACGAAUCAUACCGUCAAUCGAUCUCCUCUCCCCCGCAGAGCCCCCCAACAUCCCCAGCGCGGGGCUUCACAUUCCCUGUCCUCGGACACUCAUCGACAGCACUCUCCCAGAAUGACGGUGGUUUGCCGUCCGCUAUAAGAGAACAAAUGAUUUCUCAGUGGUCCCGUGAAGCGUGCCUGGCCGCAGUUGACAAGGAAGUUGCCAAAACAAUCUCCAUCAGCGGGUCUCGAACUAUGAACGCGCGCAACCAAACCAAUGGAGCCGCAAAUGGCUCCCCUGCCGAUUCUCAGCUUAAUCGCCGCAUGAGCAUUCCCGAGAUCUCUGGAGCAUCAUCCCAAGGCUCUAGCAAGGGGUCGCCGGUUCGCAUCAAUGAUCUUCGACGCGUCUUGUCUGUCACUCAUGACUCGCAUAAUCGACGAGUCAGUCCACUACGCGGUCAAGUCGACACAUCCAAUGCGAGCAUCGUCUCUUCCGGAAGUGAGAGUAUGUACAGUGGCAACUUUUCCGUUUCGGAAAUCGACGGCGAUGCAGCAUCAAUCCAGCCAGAGGGUCAACAAGCCCUUGAGGACGAUGGUGCCGAAACACCUCGCCCUUCGGCUGCUGCGGUUGCCCUCCUAAGCGACGAUCAAAACGUUACAACUCUCAGCCGGGUGAACUCCAACGAAGCUAUUCCCCCGGUCCCACCUAUCCCAGUCAGCCUCUCAAUCCCAGGCGGUUUCCCCAACGAUUCUCAGCGCUCCUUGGUCUACGACCGUCCAUCCACAGCCCCAGACCCAUCACGCCAAAAUUCUUUAAAGCAGAAUGACACCCCGGGGGCUCUCGCCGUUCAACCCUUGAACCGUAACAAAAGUCGCUCGAACUACAACCUAGCCGGGGCUGGAAUCCCCGAACUCGUCAACGGCUAUGAAGCCGAUGCCCUCGACGGAACCCAUCAAGACCAGUUGAAAAAGCUUCUGGAUGGAUUCCUUUCGCCUGAUGAUAGCUUCAAGGGUCGGCCUUCUACUGCUAGGACCGCUUCCAAGCUUCCUUUGGGUAGAAACCCCAGCAGACGACAGGCUAGCGGGGGCAUUAGCAGACCGCCUUAUUGA
Messenger RNA from Penicillium salamii, 3453 nucleotides. Lineage: Eukaryota; Fungi; Ascomycota; Eurotiomycetes; Eurotiales; Aspergillaceae. The record is from the annotation of a GenBank genome assembly.